AUUAUUUUGAAAUUCUCUUCGACUAAUUAAUAAUUGUCAUUUUUUUCUUUUUAUCAAAAUCCUUAUGAUCCAGCAUGACGCGGCCCAUUAUCACCUAACUAUUUGUCAAUAAAAUUAACUUAGUGUUAUAUUUUUAAUUUCAUGUUUUAGUGUUAAACAACUUAUCGAACUGAUGACGAGAUUUGCAAGAGCUCGUGGCUCCAAGUCGUCAAACGAAAAACUACCGGAAGAAGCGACGCCAUGGUCGCAGAUGAAAGAGAAGCCGCAAAAUGUGGAAGCGAACGAAUCGAACACUGAAGUGUUCAAAGAGAGUCGUAAGCACGAUUCGUACUCAAACGUAGAGAAGUUUGACGGAUUUAGUGUUUUAAAAGAAGAUGCUGUCAAAUUACGAGUGGAAAAAUUUAAAUUGAUAAAACAAGGUAUACCCAGACAUCAGUUGAAAGCUCAUCUAAUGCCAAUGCGUCGAAGAGCUGAAAAAAAACUAGCUAGAUUAAGGCAAAAAGCAUGUUUUCAUUGUCGACAACCUGGUCAUAUGCUUAACCAAUGCCCAGAAUUGGGUACUAAUACUGCCUUAGGAGUAUGUUUUAAAUGUGGUUCAACUGAACACAAAUUGCAUGAAUGUCGUAAUGCAGGAAAUAAUAACCAACUUGAGUUUGCCAAAUGUUUUAUCUGUAAUGAAGAAGGCCAUCUCUCACGCCAGUGCCCUGAUAAUCCAAUGGGUUUGUAUCCUAAUGGAGGAGCUUGCAGAUCAUGUGGAGAUGUUACUCAUUUUGCCAAAGAUUGUCCAGAAAAGCAGAAACGUAAACGAGUUGAAGACUUACCUACGGUUGGAGUAAUGGAUAAUCGAGUGAUUGAAGAUUUAGAUGAAAGAACUCUCAAUAAACAUAAAAAAAAUAAUCCAAACACAUUUAAAAAAAGAAAAUUAGUAAUUAUGAAAUAAUUUUAUA
Sipha flava (yellow sugarcane aphid) is the source of this 947-nucleotide messenger RNA. Its product is annotated as zinc finger CCHC domain-containing protein 9-like. The transcript is spliced from 3 exons. Gene Ontology annotation, molecular function: zinc ion binding; nucleic acid binding. The record is from RefSeq and is a predicted model, not a curated record. NCBI's taxonomy places the organism in Eukaryota, Metazoa, Arthropoda, Insecta, Hemiptera, Aphididae. The coding region runs from base 173 to 940 and encodes 255 amino acids.